Molecule: messenger RNA, 2258 nt
Organism: Tachysurus vachellii
Lineage: Eukaryota; Metazoa; Chordata; Actinopteri; Siluriformes; Bagridae
Gene: ppp1r3b
Product: protein phosphatase 1, regulatory subunit 3B
Exons: 2
Coding region: 209-1072 (287 amino acids)
Biological process (GO): regulation of glycogen biosynthetic process
Cellular component (GO): protein phosphatase type 1 complex
Molecular function (GO): protein phosphatase 1 binding; glycogen binding
Source: RefSeq, a predicted model, not a curated record
CAUUCUUCAGAGUGAAAGCCGGUUCCUCUGAGCACAGGGCCGUGUUAUUAAAGCCUUUGGAGGAGGAACAGCGUUUGUUUAAUUCGCUGCCAAAAGAAGCAACACAAAUGACUUUACUUUGAUGGUUGCACCUUAUUCCGCAUAAUAAAUGCUCCGAGCAACAAGCUCUUUAUUUCUUUUGUUCCACAGUGUUUAGGACAGUUCCAUCAUGCCAGUUAAACUGGUGAUGCCGCUUUAUCUGUCGAACGAUGACUUCCAGAGCAGGAUGUCUGUGAAGUGUAAGAUGCCUCUGCGUCCAUGUCUGCACAGGCGAACUGUAGCUCAGUUCGGCUUCCACUCUCCUCUUCAGCAGGCCGAGUCUCAGGAACAGAAACGCGGCAAGGCCAAAAAGCAGGUCUCCUUCGCCGACCACAAGGGCCUGUCCCUUGCUGUGGUGAAGAUUUUUUCUGAGUUCGACGACCAUAUCGACAUCCCGUUCAGCAUCCAGCAGCUUUUUGCUACGGCGCUUGAUGUCUCUGAGGAGGACGACAAGCUGGUGCUGGACUUCAAGCAGCCGAGCGCUGAUUACCUGCAGUUUCGCCAGCGGCUAGAGCAAGACUUGGUCUGUCUCGAGCAUUGUGUGCUGAAGGACCGGGCCAUUGCGGGGACAAUCAAAGUCAAAAACCUGUCCUACGAAAAGUCAGUGAAGGUGCGCAUCACGUUUGACACGUGGAAAAGCCACACUGACGUCGACUGCCAGUACGUCAACGACACGUACCUAGGCUCUGAUUGGGACACCUUCUCAUUCGAGGUAAAUUUACCAGCACUGAUGGAGCCUCAGGAGCGCGUGGAGUUUGCUGUGUUUUACGUGGUGGAUGGGACCACUCACUGGGACAGCAACCAGGGCCAGAACUAUAAAAUCACCCGCUCUGUUCUGAAGAAGAAGAGCAUGAGUGAUGCCUGUAACAGACAGCAGAACUACAGUGACUGGGACACAUACUUUGACCGAUUCGGCAGCCCGAGGUGCUCAAACGGCAUUUUUCCAGAGUGGCCGAGCUACACCGGGUACGAGGACCUCGGUCCGUAUUACUGAGACCGAGUCGACUGACUUCCAUCUAGCGUAAAUCCCUAAGAAAUAUUACACCAGAAAGUAAUCUUUUACAGUAAUAGAAGAUUUUUUUUCUUUUUCAAAAUAUGUAGUCAAUCAGUAAAGAUACAUAUUUGAUGUAAUAUUUUUGCACUGGAACAUAACAGAAGCACAUGACCACCAGUUUAGCAUCAUGACACCUUAAACUACUUCAUGGUUUUUGACUCUGUGCCACACGGUUAUCUAGAACCUUAUUUGUAUUUUCUAAUCUGUCUUGAGGCAAAUGAGUGAUUUUUAGGACCUAGACCUGCAGUUUACACAACACUAAACUGGAAAACAACAAUUUCUAGUUAUUGUUUUCAGUGGUCUGGAUAAACGAUCCGUCUACGUUUGAACCGCAUGCGUCAUGCAAAUACGGAGUGUCUGAGAUUUUGUGAAACGGAAUUUAGUUUGCUGCUGACUUUGACGAGCGCAUGAGCAACACUACAGACUGUUCAGUCAUAUGUUUAUACAGGAAUGUGUAGGGAGAUGUGUGCACUGCUCUGUACAGAAAAGCACACACAGUCUAAUAGAAAAAUCAUUAAAGGAAUUCACGGGUUAUAUUUUUUCAUCACUGACACGUUUGUAAAUCCUGAGCUGUAAGCUCCAGCAUUUAUAUUCAGCCAAAGCUCAGAACCGUCAGAAUGUGAAGCUAGAAAUACAUUAUGUAUUUUAUAACAUUAUUAUGUUUUUUGUUUGUUUGUGUAAUUACCUUCUUAACAAAGCAGGAAUACAGAUGUUAAUGAGUUCUUAUACAGUGUAUUAUGGUGUGUGUGUGUAUAUAUAAGGAUAUGGAAUUGGCAACUUGGGUCUGUUUGGUGUAAUUCGUUAUUCAGUUCAAAACAAUGCCAGUCAUCUUUUAUGUGCAAAAUAUGAUUUUAAGCAUUAACCUGUAGCAUCAUCCCUUUCAAGGAAAUUGUUCACUUUGUCUAGGCCUCCAGAAGCAGUGUUUUAUAUCAUCACAGUGUUAACAUUUUAUCAGGUUUUGUGUUUUGUCCCUUUUUUGGGUGAAUUUUAGAUAUAUUUUGCACACGACACAUUGGGAAAAUGUCAUGUAAAUGUUUUGGGAUGUUCUGUUAAUGCUUUUUUUUUUAAAGUGUUUUAAUUCAUUCAUUCAUUCAUUCACUGAGGAAUAAAGAAUUGUAUUUCUAAA